Molecule: messenger RNA, 1283 nt
Organism: Chironomus riparius
Lineage: Eukaryota; Metazoa; Arthropoda; Insecta; Diptera; Chironomidae
Source: the annotation of a GenBank genome assembly
AAACAACUUGACAAGUGUUUUAAGUCUUAUUUUAUACAAGCUUCCGAACAAUAGUUUAAGCUCUGUCAAGGUACAGAAACACCUGAAAAUUUAAAAUGAGCAAAAUAAUUUUUCUAUUCGUGGCAAUUUUCAUAACCGUUGACGCACAUUUAGGUUAUCACAAAGAUCAUCCUUACAAUCAACAUUAUGCAGAACAUAUGAAGAAAUUCGGAAUUGACCAUGAAUCACUUGAUUUAACUGAAGUAGACAAACGUGAAAAAACUUUUUUGAAGCACAUGAAAUAUUAUGAUGAGCAUAAUAAAAACUAUCCAUACCAUAAAGUAGGACCAACACCAUUUUCUGACCGUGAACCUAAGGAAGUAACUGAUGAAAUAUGUAGAACAGAACGUCAACCAACAAUGCGUUCAUUGCCAGUUGCACCAUCGAUUGUUCCAAAUGUUGCAGGAAUUACAGCACCUCCAUCGUUAGACUAUAGGCCUUAUAUUAAUCAAAUUUUAAAUCAAGGUGGAUGUGGAUCAUGUUGGGCAUUCAGUACUAUGUCAAUGUUGGGAAUAUGGAAUAAUUUGAGAACUAAUGGUGCCGUCAACACUAGCUACUCCCCACAAUUUGCUGUUGAUUGUGAUACGACUGAUAAUGGAUGUGAUGGUGGAUGGCCAACAAAUUUAUUACUUUGGUUAAACAAUAGCGCUCAAGCCAGUGCUCCAAUCUCCACUGAAUAUCCAUACACAUCAGGUACAACUAAAGUAAGAAAUACUUGCAACUUGACUCCAACAAAGCAACCAUUGUACUUUAAAAGAAUCUAUGAAGUGAACGUUUUGGGAAAUGUUGAACUUGCAAAGCUACUUCUGUAUAUUUAUGGACCAAUGGUAACAGCUAUCUAUGCUCCUCCAUGUACCUCAUUUAUGAGUUACAAAAGUGGUGUCUAUGUUGAUAAUUGUGGAUGUCCAACUGGUUCUGUAUGUAAUCAGGUCAAUCACGGUGUGGUUUUAGUAGGUUAUGGAACUGAUCAAACUAAUGGCAUGCCUUACUGGCUCUUGCUCAAUUCUUGGGGACCUAAUUGGGGAGAAGGUGGAUACAUUAGAAUGUAUCGUGAUCCUUACAACAGAUGCAAUCCUAUAUGUUUCUUGAUGGGUGUUGAAUAAAAUGUUAAAAAAUUUAUAAGUUCCUGAAAAUUGCAAAAGAUAAAGAAGAAGCAAUUUAAUCAAUAUUUAUGACAUUGACAUGGAAGUUGGCAACAAGUUUCCUGUCUCGUCUCUAUUAUUACACUGCUUUUCAUCAAUGAA